Seriola dumerili (greater amberjack) is the source of this 3066-nucleotide messenger RNA. It is a transcript of the gene nfs1, whose product is annotated as NFS1, cysteine desulfurase. The transcript has 13 exons. Lineage: Eukaryota; Metazoa; Chordata; Actinopteri; Carangiformes; Carangidae. Bases 254 to 1603 code for a protein of 449 amino acids. Gene Ontology annotation, molecular function: pyridoxal phosphate binding; cysteine desulfurase activity. Gene Ontology annotation, biological process: [2Fe-2S] cluster assembly. Gene Ontology annotation, cellular component: nucleus; mitochondrion; cytosol. The record is from RefSeq and is a predicted model, not a curated record.
GUCUGCCUUGACACAGACCAACUCUGUUUUGACCUGGAUGUAACUCACAGGCGGCAGCACUUCUCAAACCAAACCAAACUUCACGCACAUCAGAAUUUUCCUGAAAUUGGGAAUUAUCUUCCUAAUUUUUCUCCACAGAAAUCCGCCGCUGUAACUGGUUCAAACCGGUUAACAUUGGUCGUUUGGUUGCGGUCAGCGUGUUGUUGUUACCGGAGGUCAGCGGGUUUCCAGGUGAAAACAGAGCGCCGUCGAGAUGCUUUCCUCUGGCAGGACCGUCUCCUCCCGCCUGCUCAGGCCGGUCGCAUGGUUCCCUCUCCGGCUGGGCUCUGACGGGAGAGCCGCGAGCUCUCUGCAUAAAGAGAUGAUUAAGAAACAUGAACUGGAGGUAGAUGAGCUCCGCCCCCUCUAUAUGGAUUUCCAGGCCACCACACCCAUGGACCCCCGUGUGCUGGAUGCCAUGCUGCCCUUCCAGGUGAAUUACUAUGGUAACCCUCACUCCAGGACCCACGCCUACGGCUGGGAGAGCGAGACUGCCAUGGAGGCCGCCAGGAAGCAGGUGGCUGAUCUGAUUGGAGCUGAUCCCAGAGAGAUCAUCUUCACCAGUGGAGCCACUGAGUCCAACAACAUGGCCAUCAAGGGUGUGGCCAGGUUCUACCAGGCCAAGAAACGUCAUGUGAUCACUACGCAGACAGAACAUAAAUGUGUUCUGGACUCGUGUCGAAUUCUGGAGGCGGAAGGAUUUGACGUCACGUACCUGCCAGUUAAGCAGAAUGGGUUGGUGGACCUAGAGCUGCUGGAGGCCUCCAUUCGUCCUGACACCUCUCUGGUGUCGGUGAUGACCGUCAACAACGAGAUUGGAGUCAAGCAGCCUAUCAAGGAAAUCGGUAAGAUUUGUCGUUCUAAAGGAGUCUUUCUCCACACUGAUGCUGCUCAGGCUGUUGGAAAGGUUCCCAUCAACGUCUCCGACUGGAAGGUUGACCUGAUGUCCAUCAGUGGUCAUAAGAUCUACGGACCCAAAGGUGUGGGGGCUUUGUAUGUGCGUCGCCGACCCCGAGUGCGUUUGGAGCCGCUGCAGAAUGGCGGCGGGCAGGAGAGGGGGCUGCGCUCUGGCACGGUCCCCACCCCGCUGGCUGUUGGGCUGGGAGCCGCCUGCAACAUUGCCAUGCAGGAGAUGGAGUAUGAUCACGACAGAGUGUCCAUGCUGGCAAAUCGUCUGGUUCAGAAGAUCAUGUCUGCGAUCCCUGAUGUCAUAAUGAACGGAGAUCCUGAACAACGCUACCCUGGCUGUGUCAACCUGUCCUUUGCCUAUGUGGAGGGAGAAAGUUUGUUGAUGGCACUGAAGGAUGUCGCUCUGUCAUCUGGCAGUGCAUGUACAUCUGCUUCUCUGGAGCCCUCAUAUGUCCUCAGAGCAAUUGGAGCAGAUGAGGACCUGGCUCACUCUUCCAUCAGGUUUGGUAUUGGCAGAUUCACCACAGAAGAUGAGGUGGACUACACAGCAGAGAAAUGUAUCCAUCAGGUCCGCAGACUCAGAGAGAUGAGUCCUCUGUGGGAGAUGGUUCAGGAUGGCAUCGACCUGAAGAGCAUCAAGUGGACGCAGCACUAGACUCCUCCUACUACUUGCCCGCUUCCUAGCUGAUGAUGACGACGAUGAUAGUUCCUAGUGAAUUCUGGGAACGGACCAGCUUUUUCUUCCUGUACACAAACACGCACAAACUUCCUGUCUGACUUGAAGUCUGUUUGUAACUGUAGCUCUGUGUCUCUGUAGAUCCUCCUGUAGUUGCUCUCUCGGGAGAUAUUGCUCAGAGAGUUGACCAGCACAUGGCAACCUCUGGUUGUUGUGAUAACUCUGUUGUACAUUAGUCUGCCUGACUGAAAAGUUGUCAGGGGUUAUAAGACCUGGGUCCUGUAUCACAAACUCAGUUCAUCUUACUGUGAUUUUCGUUGGGUUACCUGGCUUCAGUGAUCCUAAUGAUGGUAUCAAGAAGCUGGUUUUUAUCCGGCUCCUUUAGCUCAGAGUUUACUAAUUCAGCUCUGAGCACAUUCAUUUGAAAGUGGAGGGAUUCUUGGUAUGAUAUGACACAGCAGUGAUACCUGUAUGUACAUUCUGUUACUGAGGAACCAAAAAGUGAAAUUUCAAGAGGCGAUGAUAACACAACAAUAAUAAAAUAAGAAACUGUAGUAGGAAUAACAUCCAGAUAUUGAAAGUGAGAGGGCCGUAGGACUGGAACAUUUAUCAGCAGUUUGCAAGUGACUGUUAUUUUUUGUGUGAGAAAGUGGUGAUCAAAAAUCUUUCCAUGGUGAUUUGCUCCGGUUAAAAGUGAGCCAGCUUCAUGAUACCAGAAAAACCAAAGUUAAACCCAAAGACAGCUGUCGAAACUGCUAAUCCCACUUCAUGAUACAGGCUCUUGUCAAGGUGUCAGGCCACCAAGAUGGACAACAACCAUCUGUGACAAAGAAAAUGGGAACAAAGGGUAGUUUUGCUUCGGCGAGGCUACAGGUGGCAACUGGAAGCAGCAGACUUACUGUACAUUCACUGAGUUAUCUGAAGAUUUGAUGAUUCACUAAAAUAUCAGAAGCUUUCACUUGAUUCACAGACAAAUAUAUCCUGCUCUAUUCACGGGUGAUACACUGUCCUAUAUCUGUCUUCAAAUCAGAACUCAGUCUUGUAGUUUCUGUUUCUCCUCCCACAUCAGUUUUAAUAUCCAAUCAAACAGUGUUAGCAGCUGCAGUUUCACUAUUGUGUUUAAGUCUGGAACACUCUACAAGAAGCAGAAAACAAAGUCGAAACAGCUCCAGUCCAGUUCCUCACAUACUUACUGGGGGUCACACUUCUGUUACAUACAUGAGUCUGAGGUUGAUGAGACUCUCAAGGUGAUCCUGAGGUCUGUACACAAAAAAAUUAGGAAGUAAUUUGAUACAUGUCUGGGAUGAUUUAAAUUCUUGUAUUGUGUUCCUCGAUGUAGUCGGCUGAGCCUCUAAUUCAUAUUUAUAGCAUUUACUGUCUUUUACUGAUGCUCCCAUCAUAUGCACAAUAUUAUUUUCCAAUAAAGUACUGCUUCAUGAUUA